This is a messenger RNA of Strigops habroptila (Kakapo), 4468 nucleotides long. RefSeq names its product lysophosphatidic acid receptor 1 (gene LPAR1). Gene Ontology annotation, cellular component: membrane. The record is from RefSeq and is a predicted model, not a curated record. Gene Ontology annotation, molecular function: lysophosphatidic acid receptor activity. The transcript is spliced from 5 exons. Bases 282 to 1391 code for a protein of 369 amino acids. NCBI's taxonomy places the organism in Eukaryota, Metazoa, Chordata, Aves, Psittaciformes, Psittacidae. Gene Ontology annotation, biological process: phospholipase C-activating G protein-coupled receptor signaling pathway; neurogenesis.
CCCCUCCCCCUCAUCCCUCCCUCUCUGCGCGCCGGCGGUGGCGGUACGCUCGCUCCGUCGCUCCGUCCGCGCCCGCGCAGCCCCGCUCAGCGCCCGCAGUGGGGAAGAAAGGACGAAGGGACAGUUCCACACAACGCUGCCUCUGCAAAGAUCAUGAAACGGUUUAUCUGGGGAGCAAAUGCCAGCAUGACUAGGGUCUGAGGAAGGGCUUCUGUGUUCCUACCAAGUGUUUGUUGGUGCAGAGGAGGGGUGCAAGAACAGCAGGGACAUUUUGAGCUAGCAUGGAUAUCCCCACUGAUUUGGUGCCAUCCUCCAUGAUGUCCCAGCCUGAGGUGAUUGAGUCAACAGCCAUGAGUGAACCACAGUGCUACUACAAUGAAACAAUUGCCUUCUUUUAUAAUCGAAGUGGAAAAUAUCUAGCCACUGAAUGGAACACUGUCAGCAAGCUUGUAAUGGGACUGGGGAUUACCGUCUGCAUCUUCAUAAUGCUGGCCAACCUCUUGGUUAUGGUGGCUAUUUAUGUCAACCGCCGAUUCCACUUCCCUAUUUAUUACUUAAUGGCCAACUUAGCCGCUGCAGACUUUUUUGCAGGACUGGCCUACUUUUACUUAAUGUUCAACACAGGACCCAACACUAGAAGAUUGACUGUAAGCACCUGGCUUCUCCGUCAGGGUCUCAUUGACACUAGCCUGACGGCCUCUGUAGCCAAUUUGUUGGCCAUUGCUAUUGAGCGGCACAUUACAGUUUUCCGAAUGCAGCUACAUACUCGGAUGAGCAAUCGGCGAGUGGUGGUCGUAAUUGUUGUUAUCUGGACAAUGGCCAUUGUCAUGGGUGCCAUACCAAGUGUUGGAUGGAACUGUAUUUGUGAUAUCACUCACUGCUCCAACAUGGCACCGCUCUACAGUGACUCUUACCUGGUCUUCUGGGCCAUUUUCAACCUGGUCACUUUUGUGGUCAUGGUGGUCCUAUAUGCUCAUAUCUUUGGUUACGUCCGCCAAAGGACUAUGAGAAUGUCCAGACACAGUUCUGGACCCCGCAGGAAUCGGGACACCAUGAUGAGCCUCCUGAAAACUGUCGUCAUUGUGCUUGGUGCUUUCAUUAUCUGCUGGACCCCAGGGUUAGUCUUGCUGCUCCUUGAUGUUUGCUGUCCGCAGUGCAAUGUCCUGGCCUAUGAAAAAUUCUUCCUGCUCCUGGCAGAGUUCAACUCCGCCAUGAACCCCAUCAUCUACUCCUACCGGGACAAGGAGAUGAGCGCAACCUUCAAGCAGAUCCUCUGCUGCCAGCGCAGUGAGAAUGCCAAUGCCCCCACGGAAGGCUCAGACCGCUCAGCGUCCUCGCUCAACCACACCAUCUUGGCAGGCGUCCACAGCAACGACCACUCAGUGGUGUAAAACCACAGGCAGCCACAUGGCCGAUGAAGAGCAGCGGGGGAUGAUGUGGAGCGGGGUGAAUGCACGGCCCAGGGCAAGGUAACCCACUCACAAGGUUUUCUCAAACACUAAUGGACUACAAGUACUUCUCUUCCCAGGAGCGCAACGCACCGGCACAGUCUGCCCUAUCUUCAGGACUGGCCGUGCUGCAAGGCUUUUGAUUUCCACUUUCAAAAUACAGAAGGCAGAUGCCUUGUGGCGGAGGUCAUCGAUAGCCCAUGGAAAGCCUCGCUGAGACUUUGUCGGACUUUGCUGCAUCUUGGUGCCAGUCUGAAUCAACCCUGCUUAAUUAAGCUUGUACCUGCUUCACUGCAUUUACGUGUAGCCACUUAGUCUUUUUAAAAAGGGAGUAAAGGGGAUUAAAGUAUGCCUAUCGUUUAAUAGACAUGUAAUAUUUAUCACCAUCAGCAUGCUUGUGAUGAAAAUUUUCUGUGCAGGGAGUAAAACUGUGCGCUAGUCUUUGCAUCGUUAGCCACACUGCCACAGCUACAGUGAAAACAGAAGUAAUUUUUCUAGUACAGGCAACAGGAAGAUGAUGGAAACUGACUCUUCUUAUCUUUAUUACUGGUGUUAGAAAGCAUGCAUGUUCUGUGUGUAUGCAGAUUGUGUUAAUUACAAAAAAAAAAAAAAAGAAAAUUCAUUGUAAAGUCUGCAAGUAGAAAAGUAUAGACUGUAUUGCAGUUGUUUGUUUAGAUUAUGCAAUAAACAGUACUCUAGUCACAAGGUAUUUAAUGUUCUUCUUUGAAGUGUGGUAUGGAACAUGUAACAUGUAAGGGGUCCCAAGUUUUUCAUGGUCAAGUUCUUAAAGUAGGACACAUCCCGAAGGCUCUUAAAGGGCUGCAGUCAGGUUGGAAGAGUUUUUAAAAAAGUUUUUAUGGCCUUGGAACGCUUUUCUUGUUCAUGGCGGAAAGCAAAGGGGUUUUUUGAUGUAUACAAUUAUAUUUUGUAUUUUGUAAAGUGGAGACAACAUAGGUAGUCAUCUCUUGCAAAUGACUGGACCGUGCUACAUGUAAUAGCUGCAUAUGGAUAUUGUUAAGAAUAGGUGAGCUAACAGAUGCAUUUUUUCAUAUAUGCAUGUUUUGAAGAGAAAUGCCACUUAUGUGAAUCUUGGUUAUCAAGAAUCAGUGACAUUAAUCACACAGGGGUAAAUAUGGGGAAGGAUGGGAUCUUGAUAAUGAAAAACUUGGCACCUUUCUCUACGAAACUGUGUUCUCCUAACAAUAUAAAAUAUAUCAACAGUAAAUUCCUGGGGCCAUUUUCAUCAUUGUAAUUUGCCUCUAUAACAAAAAAAAAACCAAAACACAAACAAAAAAAAGAAAACAAAAAAAAAGAAAAAAACACAAAAAAAGAAAGAAACCACAAAAAACACAAAAAAAGAAAAAAAAACUAAAAGCACACAAAAAAGAAAAAAAACAAAAACCACCAAAAAAACCCCCACAAAACCCACAAAAAACCUAAGCUAAAACUAAAAAAUAAAAAACAAAAAAACAAAAAACCACAAAACCCAAAACAAGCAAACAAAAAAACCUCACACAAAAAAACCUACAAAACCAAAAAAAAAGCACAAAAAGUUAUCAGAGGUAUAUCCGUCAAUGUACUGUACUGGAAUGUGACACAAGGGACAAUAUUCUGCCGUUUGAGCAGGGAAAAAACGGAGGGGAGAGUAUAAGCCCAGAAAAAAGCAGAAUUUUUAGCAUCUCUUGCUUGGAAGAUAUACUUGGAUUUCAUGCUUCCAAGCAUAAAAUUGCCUGGAAAAGGCAGUUCCUUGCUGAGGAAGAGAAAAGCAGCGAGUGAGCAAAACCUAUCUCUGCUGAAUAACGUGAGAGUUUUGCCACUGUUAGUAAAACUGAAAUUCACCUGUACUGUCAAGCCAAAUUUGUGUGGACACUGUGGAAAAUCGAGUGGACAGAGAGGAUAAAUGCAACAUUAUCUGUCAGUUGACCAAGAUAUUGAAUGUUGAAUAUUGAAUACACUUGCUUUGUACAAAACAGCACUUUUUUCUGACUGCGUUUUAGAGCAAGUGAAUGUAAACGUUGAUUUGGUUUUUAUCCACAUGACCAUACUGAGAAAUAGAAGAACAGGCUGUAUGAACUUUUUCGUCUAAAAGCAUCUCUUUGCUAAGCCACUCAUAAAUUAUUCUUAGUGCCUCUGUGAUGUUUCAUCUAGUGCCAGUAAGCAGAAGAGAGGGUGAGAGUGCCUCCAAAGAGAGGGGACAUCCUACUGAAAAACAAUUUCCUUUUCUCAAGAACGCUUGGGGUGCUUUCUUCCCUGGAUCCAGGGAGAGCACUUUUUCCUGUCCCCAUCUUCUCCACAAAAGAAGGAUAUUGUAGACACUUGAUUUUUUAGGGGGUUUGCCCUUUCCAAGUGUCCAUUUUACUGCUGUUUGCAUGCUCUUUAUUGAAUCUUUCCUGGAUGGCAUGGGAGGAUGAUGUUAAGAAAUAGCAGCAAAUCAUUCACCCUAGUUCACCAUGUUGAAAGUGUGGUGGUUUUGGAGAAGCAAUGGGGGAAUAAUCUUAAUGCAUGGGUGUGAUUGUUCAUGACAGGGGAUUGGGUCCAGAGGCCCCUUGUGCAGACGAUGCCCAGGGAGGGCAGGCUUUUCUUAUUGUAAUUAUGACAGGAGGCAGUUGCUGCCUAGGUACAUCGAUCAGUCCUACUUCAAGGAGGCACUCAACAGUUCAAGAAGCUGGACAUUUUGAAUGUUAACAAAAUGUUAACAUUCAGUUAACAGCAGUUAAAUUUCAGUCAUCGAGUGGAUUAACCCAGGAGCACUUCUGGCAGCAGGUGGCUUUUCUUUUGAAAGAUGAAGCGCAAUUCCUUAGGUCAAAGGCAACAGGAUGCAAACGUUGCUUAUACAAUUCCACUAGAGGAACUCACUGAGCAUGUGGUUGCUGUUUAAAAAUCUAAUUAAUGCUGUGUUUUGUUGUCAUGAUCUCCCUAUAUCCUUGAGAAAUCUGAUCUGUGGAUUGUGUUACUUUGCAAGCUAAUGAAAUUAAAGCUGCUGUGAGCAAAGAGAAUAAAAACCAGAGCUUGGAAUGGAA